GUUGACCCACCCGACUGAUACAACCAACUCAUCCGGGUUUUUGCUUGCCGGACCUAAGACCCAUAUUCUCACACAAACCCACAUCCGGGUUCAGUCUCUUCGCUGUCUCUUACGGUUUCCCCCACAAUCCAACCCUAAACUUGACGGGCGAUCCGAUCGGACUCGGUGGAGUUUCGAAGAAGCACAAAAACAUAAAAAGCUUCUGCAAAAAUCUCUUUACUUUAGUUAAAUUCAAGCCCAUGUGAUGGAAAUAUCAAAUGAGUCUGCCAUUAAGAAACCAAAGAGGUUGACAUCUGUUGUAUGGAAUCAUUUUGAAAGAGUCAGAAAGGCUGAUAUAUGUUAUGCAGUUUGCAUACAUUGUAGUAAGAAACUCAGUGGAUCAAGUAAUAGCGGUACCACGCAUCUGAGAAAUCACUUGAUGCGAUGCCUGAAAAGAUCAAAUUUUGAUGUGUCUCAACUACUUGUCGCAAAGAGAAGGAAAAAGGAUAGCACUAUUAGCCUCACCAAUAUGAAUUAUGAUGAAUCACAGAGAAAAGAUGAAUACAUUAAACCGGCAGUUAUGAAGUUCGAUCAAGAACAGAAAAAAGAUGAAAUUGUCAACCUUGUAAGUAGCAAGUUUGACCAGGAACGGAGUCGAUCUGAUCUUGCUCGUAUGAUUAUAUUACAUGGUUACCCAUUGAAUAUGGUUGAUCAUGUUGGAUUCAAAGUUUUUGUCAAGAAUCUUCAGCCAUUGUUUGACGUUGUUCCAAAUAAUGAUGUUGAGUUUUCUUGUAUGGAUAUAUAUAGGAAAGAGAGACAGAAGGUGUAUGAGAUGAUAAAUAAAUUUCAUGGUAGAAUUAACCUUUCUGUUGAGAUGUGGUCCUCCCCAGAGAAUGCUGAGUUUUUAUGUUUGACUGCACAUUAUAUUGAUGAGGACUGGAAACUACAGAAGAAGAUUAUGAAUUUUGUCACCCUUGAUCCAUCUCAUACUCAAGACUUGCUUUCAGAAGUGAUUAUAAAGUGUCUGACAAACUGGGAAAUUGACAGUAAGUUGUUUGCCUUGACAUUUGAUGAUUGUUCCACUGAUGAUGACAUUGUUCUAAAGAUAAAAGACCGGAUGUCACAAAGCAGGCCUCUCUCGAAUAAUGGCCAAUUAUUUGAUGUGCGCUCUGCUGCACAUGUUCUGAAUUCAAUAGUGCAAGAUGCCAUUGAAGCACUAGGAGAUGUAAUCCAAAAGAUUCGAGGAAGCGUCAGACAUGUCAGAAGUUCAGAAGUGGCACAAGCAAAGUUUCUUGAGGUUGCCCAACAAGUUGGAAUCGAAUAUAAUAAGAGAUUAGUUCUUGAUUCUCCAAUUCGAUGGAACUCUACCUACCUCAUGCUUGAAACGGCCUUAGAAUACAGGGGUGUAUUUUCUCUGUUACAAGAGCAUGAUCCUGCCUAUACAGUAGCUCUUACUGACGCAGAAUGGGAAUGGGCCACUUCCUUUACUGGUUAUUUGAAACUAUUUGUUGAAAUCACAAAUGUCUUUUCAGGCAACAAAUGUCCAACUGCAAAUAUAUACUUUCCCGAGAUUUGUGAUGUUCACAUCCAAUUAAUUGAAUGGUGCAAGAGCACAGAUGAUUUUCUUAGUUCGAUAGCAUUGAAAAUGAAAUCCAAGUUUGAUAAAUAUUGGAGCAAAUGCAGUUUGAAUUUGGCACUAGCAGCAAUUUUAGAUCCCCGAUUCAAAAUGAAAUUGGUUGAGUACUACUAUUCCCAAAUUUAUGGUAGUACUGCUCUGGAUCGAAUCAAGGAAGUUUCUGAUGGCAUUAAGGGGCUUUUCAAUGCAUACUCUAUCUGCUCAACAAUGGUUGAUCAAGGUUCAGCACUGCCUGGCAGCAGCUUACCUAGUACCAGUAAUGAUACGAGAGAUAGACUUAAAGGCUUUGACAAAUUCCUUCAUGAGACAUCUCAGAGUCAAAGUGUAAUAUCUGACUUGGAGAAAUAUUUGGAAGAACCAGUCUUUCCCCGUAAUUGUGAUUUCAACAUAUUAAAUUGGUGGAAGGUCCACACUCCCCGGUACCCUAUCUUGUCCAUGAUGGCGCGUGAUGUUCUGGGAACUCCUAUGUCGACUAUUGGGUCAGAAUUAGCAUUCAACACUGGUGGUAGAGUACUUGAUCAAUGUCGAAGUUCACUGAAUCCUGAUACUCGACAGGCUUUGAUUUGCACCCAGGAUUGGUUGCAGAUAGAUUCACAAGAUUUCAAUCCAUUCUCAAGCCAUACUGCUCGACCUCUUGCUAUUGAAUCAAGUUAAUCUCCUAUGGUUGACCGUCAUUGAUUUUUUCUCAUGGUGUCUGAUUGCGUUUAAUGCUCGAGCCUUAUUCAGAAAGCUGGUGUAGUCAUCGAAUCUCCAAUCCCCUUAUCCAUGUCUAUAUACCACACUGAGACUAAUUGCUGUAGUUUAUAUCAAGAAGAUGAAAUGUAAAUUCUAGGACGUCAGCUAGAUUUCAAUGUUUAUACUUCAAAUAGAAGUAGCCUCUUGUUAAAAGAUUCAUAUGGAAAGCUGGUUUUCUUUCUGGUAUUCAGACUUUUUCAUGAGUCUGAUUAUUAUUAUCAUUUUUUUUUUUUCCCAACCAGUAUGGUAAAGGUGUAUAUGGAAGGAACUGCUUCUUGAUGCACAGCUGUAUUAUAGGGUUUUCUUAUGCUUACUAUGCUUUCAUGGGUCCCUUGGAAGACCAAUUACAAGCUGUCUAAGGAUGUAUGGAGCUCCAUAGGAUUUAGGUUGAAACAGUGGUAAUGUGUCUCCAUGGUUGUAGUAGCUGUACGAAAAGGAUAUAUGUUUAGGAGCUAAUUUAGUUGCCUUUUUCUGAAUUUAGAUUAUAAUCAUAAAUAUAUGUUUAUAUAUAUAAAUAUGUUUGAGAAA
This is a messenger RNA of Ziziphus jujuba (common jujube), 2878 nucleotides long. Its product is annotated as zinc finger BED domain-containing protein RICESLEEPER 1. NCBI's taxonomy places the organism in Eukaryota, Viridiplantae, Streptophyta, Magnoliopsida, Rosales, Rhamnaceae. The record is from RefSeq and is a predicted model, not a curated record. The transcript has 4 exons. Bases 245 to 2269 code for a protein of 674 amino acids. Gene Ontology annotation, molecular function: protein dimerization activity; DNA binding.